Exserohilum turcica Et28A is the source of this 1963-nucleotide messenger RNA. RefSeq lists its product as uncharacterized. Lineage: Eukaryota; Fungi; Ascomycota; Dothideomycetes; Pleosporales; Pleosporaceae. The record is from RefSeq and is a predicted model, not a curated record. Bases 1 to 1794 code for a protein of 597 amino acids. The transcript has a single exon.
AUGAAGGCUACCUAUGCCCUUCUCGUCACGGGCCUGGCCUCCCACCAGGUCGCUGCCACUUGGGACUUCUUCGACAACUUCAACACGCCUUACUACAGCAACAACGAGUGUAGUGACAAGCAAAAGGGUGGCUUUAACUGGUCUGAUCUCACCGACGGCGAGUCAGUCUCCGGCUACGGUGACUUCAACUUCUCGGGCGGCUGGAAGUGCUCCAACUCUUUUGGCAAGCGUGACUCGUUGACCAAGCGCACCUUUGGCAGCAAAUGCAUCACCAACACAGUCUCCAAGCAGAAGCCCGCUUCUUUCGGCUGCGAGAAGCGCGGCUUCUCCAUCAGCCACAUGGACGUCUCGGCCCAGUUCGACGCCGAACUCGAGCUGCACUACAAGAUGAAGGAUGGCUCCAUCUGCAAGCAGCGCAGCAGCUGCAGCGCCGGCGGCUCCACUCUGCAGAACACGCAGUGCGGUGGCGCUACGGGCGUCGACAUCUACCUCGGUGGCCAGCAUCAGAGCGGCGACUCGUGCGAGAUUGGCUUCCACAACAUUGGCUUCGACUGCAGCCCCGAGAAGCCGUACACAACUCCCAGCGUGCCUGAUGUUCCCAAGACUACGACUACACCAAAGGUUGAGUCUUCGACUCCCGUUCCCGUCUCGAGCACUCCGUCUGUUUGCAAGGGAGAGGACUGCAAGUCUUAUCCUGUUGAGACUCCUGGUGUUUCUACACCCAAGGCUUCUACUCCCGCCAUCCAAACUCCUGUCAUCUCGACUCCUGCAGCCUCGAAGCCUGCCGUUUCGUCGCCUGUCGUCUCGAAGCCUGUAAUCUCCGCUCCUUAUGCCAACACAACGACCAGCUACCCUGCUCAGGUUCCCUCUUCGGUUCCCUCUUCUGUCGUAAAAUCCGUCUCCAUUCCUCCCACCUCUGAGACUCCUCUCGCUACUACCAGCUCCCGCGCUCCCAGCGCUCCUGCCCCCAGCUCUCCCGCCAGCUCUCCAGCCGGCUCUCUCCCUCCUGUGCCAUCCACGCCCAGCUACCCACCUCUGAACGUCACCGAUGUCGUUCCCAAGUGCUUGAACUCAUGGCUCCAAGUCACUGCUGGUGAAUGCAAGGACAACACCGACUCCAAGUGCUACUGCGUCAAGCCCGAGUUCACACAACAAGUGAUUGACUGUAUUACGGCUCGCUGCCCAAGCGAUGAGGAUGCUGGCACUGCUCUCAAGUACUUCAUUGGUAUCUGCGCUGAGCACGUCCCGAAGAACCCCAUGAUUGUUGGAGGCUGCCCUUCAUACAUUCCUUUGAACCCUCCUUCGUCUCCUCCGGCGGUUUCUUCUACGGCUCCUCCUGCUACCCAGACCAGCUAUGCCGCUGUGCCUCCUACUGGUCAGACGACUCCCCCUGCUAAGCCCCCCACUGGCGGUGCAUCCAACCCUCCUGCCGGUACUCCCUCUGUCCCUGCUGCUGCUUCUAGCACACCUAUUGGACAGACUCCUUACACCGCUGUCACCUACAACGCCACCACCGUCACUGUUCCUCAGGUCCACUUCGCCACUACUCCCCCGGCCCCUGGUAACACCCCGAACCAGCCUGUGGCUCUUGUACCUGGACCUCCACCCUCGGUCCCGGCUUACCCCACCGGCAGCACACCCACUCGUUACCCUACCACCAUGGGCACCAACGUGGCCACUGCCACGUCUCUCCGCCCUUCAUCCCCGGCUCAGUUCAGUGGCAUCGCCUCCCCGCUCACCGUCGUGCCCCAGGGCGCUCUCUUCGGUGCAGUCCUCGCUUUCCUUGCUUUGUGAUAAUAUUUAUUGUAUGGUCUUUGCACCAUCAUUUCUUGGUGUAUACUAGCUUCAUGUCCCCGUGGAAUAUACGACGCACGGCUCAUGUUAGAUGUCGGAAUGUGUGGUAAUACCAGAUGUCUUUUCUUGAAAUGUAGGCAAAGGAGGAACAAAAAAUUUCUAUAUCUUG